UCUCACUGAAACGUUAAAAAGACAUCACACUCUCACAUUGUUAAAGAGAAAAGAAACGGCAACCCUCCAAACAAAAGAAAUCAAGCUAUAAAUCCUCCAAAUCAGAUCUCAAAUAUGUCUUCACAAAACUUCAAUGCAGGACAAGCUAAAGGCCAUGCACAGGCCAAGACACAAGAGUGGGUCGAGUCCGCUAAGGACACUGCUCAAUCAGCUAGGGACAAGACAGCGGAUGCAGCCAAUGCUACAUCCGAUUCUUGCCAACAGAAAAAGGAAGAGGCAUCUGGCUUCCUCCAACAGACUGGGGAGCAGGUGAUGAACAUGGCACAUGGUGCAAUGGAAGGUGUCAAGAAUACACUUGGAGUUAAUGACAACACUAGCCACAGCCACAAAAAAUAGACAAUUCUAGAGAAGAAGACGACGCCAAUAAGUAGGACUAAUAAUUGGCAUCGUCGUUUAUAAUAAAAACACAAGAUAAAUGAGGAUGACCCCCUCAUCAUUCUGUGUGUGUUAAUUAGCAUCACUGUCUUUUCAUUUCUGUAAUUUUGUUCUCUUCAAUGUUUUGGUUUGGCAAUUGUGCUCGUGAAAUGGGUUACCAAUUGUUCCCACUCCGAAUGGGGUGGAAAUAACCUCUUCCUUCUUCUAUUGUACUUUUUCUUUGAAAGAAAUUGAAGUAAAUAGUACUCAACUCUGAUUCGCUUCAAUCAGCAGAAUUUGAAUUUGAAUGAA
Papaver somniferum (opium poppy) is the source of this 726-nucleotide messenger RNA. RefSeq names its product late embryogenesis abundant protein 7-like. The record is from RefSeq and is a predicted model, not a curated record. The coding region runs from base 115 to 396 and encodes 93 amino acids. NCBI's taxonomy places the organism in Eukaryota, Viridiplantae, Streptophyta, Magnoliopsida, Ranunculales, Papaveraceae. The transcript is spliced from 3 exons.